Messenger RNA from Peronospora farinosa, 1380 nucleotides. The record is from the annotation of a GenBank genome assembly. Lineage: Eukaryota; Oomycota; Peronosporomycetes; Peronosporales; Peronosporaceae.
AUGAAGCUGACAAUUAAGACACUACAGGGCGUGGCCUUUUCUCUAGAUGCAGAGCUCACAGAUGCGGUUUUGGCCGUCAAGCAGAAAAUUGAGGAGAUGCAGCAAUUUCCAGUGACCCAGCAAAAGCUCAUUCAUGCAGGAAAAGUACUGAAAGAUGACAGCACAUUGGCUGAGUACAAUGUCAAGGAGAACGACUUUUUGGUUGUAAUGGUUACGAAACCCAAAGCAGCCAAGCCGCCAUCAGCUGCUGCUGCUACUACUACUUCCUCAGCUUCUACAGCUCCAGCUUCUGCUACGACUGCUGCUGCUGCGGUGACUCCGAUUUCUGCUCUUGCUCCCAAUACAUCGUCGGCAUCCAGCAGCACUUCAGCUACUGCUCCGGCCGUGUCGACGCCAUCGGCCGCUCCUGCUACAACUGCUGUAAACUCCUCGACGGGAGAUGGUAGUAACGUGAUGUCUGCCGAACAGAUGGGCGCGACGGUACAACAGCUCGUGGAUAUGGGCUUCCCCGAAGACCAGGUGCGCAGUGCGCUGCGUGCGGCUUUCAACAACCCAGAACGUGCAGUGGAGUAUCUGAUGACUGGCAUCCCUGAUCAGGUUGCAGCUCCCUUGCAGACGGCUGCUACUUUGGCUGGUGCAGGCGCUGUAGCUGGCAUUGGCGGUGGUGAUGAGACCACAAACACGCUCGAAGCGCUCCGCAACCACCCGCAGUUCGAUGCGCUGCGUCAACUGGUGCAGUCCAACCCGGCGGCGUUGCCAGCAGUGCUUCAGCAGAUCGGUGCGCAGAGCCCAGAGCUUCUACGUCUGAUCCACCAGAACCAGGACCGCUUUGUGCAAAUGCUAAACGAACCUAUUGGUACUCGUGAAACAGGAUCAGCGUCGAGCAGCGCAGGUGCAGCGCCGUUCGACUUGGGCAUGGGUGGUGGUGGUGGCAUGCCAACCCCUCAACAAAUUCAGCAGUUGGUAGACUCGCUCACACCAGAGCAGCAAACCCAAAUGGCUGCACAAAUGGGAAUGAGCCCCGAACAGCUUCGUGGGCUUUCUCAGAUGCUAAGCAAUUUGCCACCUGGAGCAAUGGAGCAGAUGAUGGCUUCGAUGGGUGGUGGCGGUUUGGAAGGUCUCGGUGGAGGAGCUGGAGCUGGUACCGGCGCAGGUGCAGGUGGUCACCGCAUCAUGCUAUCUGAGGAGGAAGCGGCAGCCGUUGACCGAUUGUGUGAGAUGGGAUUUGAACGCACAGAUGUGAUUCAAGCAUACUUGGCAUGCGACAAGAACGAGGCGUUGGCGGCCAAUUUCCUUAUGGAUAGCGGAGACAGCUUUGGCGGCGGUGCUACCGGUGGUGCAGGAGGCCAUGGCGACGACAACGAUGACAUUUACGGCUAA